AUGCCUAGCCAACGUCGAGGGCUCGGGCACCUCACCAAGACGCUCCUCGGGGCGCUCUUGUUGACCCCCGAAGGCACACUUGCAUCACCUUCGUCCACGGGCAAGAAAGUCUUCGCCCAUUACAUGGUUGGAGACUCGACCGCCCAGCAUCGCCAACAGGACAUCAAGGAUGCCAAAGCCAUUGGCCUCGAUGGCUUCUCUCUCAACAUCGCCAAGCCCGACAGGGCCUUUGUGCGGGAAACCAUGAACGACAUGUUCGACUUCGCGGCUGGUCAAGGUUUUGGUCUGCACAUCAGUAUGGACCUUUGGGCCGCCGGCACCCCCCCAGACCGGAAAUCUAUACCUGAUUAUAAGUCAUUGUUCGUUGACUUCUUUGGUCACGCUGCAUACGAGCGAGGUGCCAAUGGCUUCCCAAUGGUCACGACAUUCUCUUCCGGAGGCAGCAACAACAUGACUUGGGUGGACUGGCGCAACCAGUUUGCUCAGCAAGUGUUUGUGCUUCCAAACCUGGAUGCCAUCCCUGGAUACUGGGAGUUUCAUCCGGGCUUUUGGGAGCAUUGGGGACAAGUUGUUGAUGGCCUCUUCUCCUGGGAGUCUGCUUGGCCUCUUCGCGAGGGCAAGGGCGGCGCUUUCCCGGGAGACAUCGGGCCUGAUAAGCCGCUCAUGGCAGGUAUGAAGAAGUACAACAAGAAAUACAUGAUCGGUCUCAGCCCGCUGCAGUACAAGGAUGCCUACGACACCAACAUCUACCGAGCCGGCGAUCUGAACUUGCCUACCCGCAUGCAGAACAUCCUGGCAAACCGAGACGACAUUUACUACGUCAACGUUUUGACUUGGAACGACGGCCCCGAGUCUCACUACGUCGGUAGUAUCUGGCCAGAGCAGAACACUGAUCCUGAACCUGCCCACUACAUGAAGUUACCGCACAAGGGCUGGCAGCGUGUCCUUGGCUCCUUCAUCGCAGCAUUCAAGGGAGAUGGAGUCAUGAGACCCUUUGGCAGCGACACGGUCACUGGCGCGUUUUGGUACAAGAGUAUCUUGUCGGACACGAAAUGCAGUGCUACUCCCAAGGAUGUUGGCAUUGAGCAACAGUAUCUGAACAAGCCCGAAUCUUACGAGACUGCCACUGACAAGGGUGCAUAUGCCGUCGUACUGCCCCAGGGUGCAUCGGGUUGGUCCAUGAGAGUACACAGCGGAGGAAAGACGGAUACCAUCACCGGUCUCAAGGGUGGCUUGAACUCUGGAAACACUCAACUCAACGCGGGAGCUCAGAGCGUCGAGAUCCUCAACUUGGCUGGUCAAGUCGUCGCUGUUGCUGGAGGAGGCCGUUGCGUCUAUGGAGGCGACGCAUGCCCCGACUGCACAUACAACAUCAACCCCAACGUUGUCGAGUUCACCAGCGGUAGCAACCUGCCUGCUUCUUCCAAGUGCGACGAGAAGUGUACGGCCAAGGCAGGCAGCGACUGGGGUGAUGUCUCCAAGGAUGGAAAAUGCGGCCCCGACCAUGGCAACGCCAACUGCAUUGGCUCCACGUUUGGGUCUUGCUGUUCCCUCAACGGCGAAUGCGGCAUGUCCACAGCCCAUUGCGGUACGGGUUGCCAUAAGUCUGCUGGUAUGUGCUAUGGCGGCAAGAAGGAGGUGGAUGAUCCCGACGAGGACCAGGACGAGAUCGACAGGAACUGGCCCGACUCUCUUACCAAUGAGAUCUGCAGCCUCAAAUUCGAUACGGAUGAUCCCAAAACUUUGACGAGCCGAUGGAUCCAGAGCGGUGCUGCCACUUGGUUCCUCAACUUCCUGAAUGAGCGUGGCGCCGGGAACUGGACUGACAAGUUCUUCAUGAAAGUUAUGGGCCAGAAUACCUUGAAUUUCGACUGCCUCGAGAUACUCACGAGCUCGUGCGACGGACCCAAAGGCAGGAAUUGCACAGACUAUAUCCCGCCACCGUCAUACUAUGUGCAUCUUCAGAUGGGGAACCUUCACGCGGCCAUCGAUCAGCUAUGGGGUCAGAUGGUCACCAAAGGUAUCGAAAACCUGUCCAAGCGCAUCGACAACCUCGUCAAGGAAUACGGCACGCCCCCGGAGUCUAAGAAUUCCCUCAUUCUCAACAUGUUUGUCGGUGUCUUGACAUCCCUGGCCGGUAUGUCGGGACACAUCAGCGAUAUUUCCCCGGGCAGUACUCUGGGAAAGUUCGCCAACCCGCUGACAAUCUUCUCCGGUAUCUUUGCACAGGCUUCUGCAGCUGACGGUGCCGUCAAGCGCGUCUCGCCUGAGGACCUGAAAGAUAGCCUAGAGAAUGUCUACGGAACCAUGUUCAUAGCCGUCAUGGGGCAGCUCAACGAGACUCUCAAAACCGUCUUUGGCGGCAGGCUUCCGGAAGGCUGGUCAGAGGAUGAUAUCCGCCCUGAAGACUACGUAUGGAUGCAUUUUGCAAAGGGUGAAUGGUUGAACUAUCAUCUGAAGGAUCAGGCAGUCAACUUGUAUGCCGAGAACACGCAGCAGAGAUUUAUCGAGUUUGCGACUGUCACCGCCAUGAAGACAGGCGGUAAAAGUCGCUACCGCCUACUGGCAUCUCCCUCAAAGUGCAUCAGCGAGGAGGAGUGCAAAAAGACCGAUGGAGCCUAUUUCUACAAGGAUUACUGUCUUGCCUUUGGCUACAUAGUCGGAGGAGGACUAGCCCCCACGAUACCCUACCCUCUCAAGGGCAAAGACCUCACUACCCUACGCAGUUUCCUCCCCGACUUGAACGGAGCGCUUGUCAACAACUUUGACUGCUAUCCGUACCAGACGAUGAACCGCGAUAAGUGUCCACCCUUUUACGCGAUGCCCCUUCCCAAGGAGUGCAAUGACAUCCCGGAACCGACCAUCCCGUCAGGCAAGGACUUGGACUUUACGAACCCCAUGAUAUAUCCCAAGUGUUACGUCAACUUUCCCUCUGUACCAUGGGAGAAGUGCAUCGGUAAAGAGUAG
Molecule: messenger RNA, 2967 nt
Organism: Fusarium vanettenii 77-13-4
Lineage: Eukaryota; Fungi; Ascomycota; Sordariomycetes; Hypocreales; Nectriaceae
Exons: 3
Coding region: 1-2967 (988 amino acids)
Molecular function (GO): glucan endo-1,3-alpha-glucosidase activity; chitin binding
Source: RefSeq, a predicted model, not a curated record